Molecule: messenger RNA, 472 nt
Organism: Onthophagus taurus
Lineage: Eukaryota; Metazoa; Arthropoda; Insecta; Coleoptera; Scarabaeidae
Gene: RpS26
Product: Ribosomal protein S26
Biological process (GO): translation
Cellular component (GO): ribosome; cytosolic small ribosomal subunit
Molecular function (GO): mRNA binding; structural constituent of ribosome
Source: RefSeq, a predicted model, not a curated record
UGAGUCGGUAAUGUCAACAUUUAUGUUAUCUCGAUUUCUUUUCGCUUGCGUUUCCGCUUUGUGACGGUCUCUCGUUAAAAAUGACUUGUAAAAGGCGUAAUGGAGGACGUGCUAAACACGGAAGGGGGCACGUAAAACCUGUGCGUUGUACCAAUUGUGCCCGAUGCGUACCUAAAGAUAAAGCGAUUAAGAAGUUUGUUAUUCGUAAUAUCGUUGAAGCCGCUGCUGUUAGGGAUAUUACUGAAGCUUCGGUUUAUGGAUCUUAUGUUUUGCCGAAAUUGUACGCGAAACUUCAUUAUUGUGUCUCUUGCGCUAUCCACAGCAAAGUUGUAAGAAAUAGGAGCAAGGAAGAGAGGAAAAAGAGAACUCCUCCACAACGUAACUUCGCAGGAAGGGAUAACGCCAGGGCUCAGCAAGCUCAGCGUAAAUGAGUUUUAAGAUGUUAAUAAGGAAAUAAAUGAUUUAAAAAUAA